AUGACAGCCCCUAGAAAAACAAGCAAGCAAGUGUAUGAGUCAAUUUGCUUGUCUGCCUCGCUCCUUCUCAAGAAAGGUUUCUUAAUCGGUUCCCUAUUGAAUGAUUACACAAGGCAUCAGUGCUUUUCAAAAGCCUCAACUCGGCAACCAGCUGAUCUGCUCUCUUCAUUCACCACAAUUAAGACAGUCAUGACUAAUUUAUAUGAUGGGCUUGCCGAAGUUCUUCUCGUACUUCCGAAAAAUGCAAACACCCGUGAGAAUGUUCUUGGGUAUCUCGCAGAGGUGAUCAACAAAAACUCAUCAAGGGCUCAUAUUCAGGUGGAUCCUCUUUCAUGUGCAAGUUCAGGCAUGUUUGUCAAUCUCAGUGCUGUCAUGCUUCAUCUUUGCGAGCCGUUUUCAGAUGCAAACUUAACAAAAAGGGGCAAAAUUGAUCCAAAAUAUGUAUUUUGCAGUAACCGUCUGGAGUUAAGCAGGAUAUUGUUGCCAAAAUUUGGAGAGUGGGAUGUGAAUAACCCUGCAUCAGCUGAAGGUUUUACUGUGAUAUUUACCAAAGCUAGAGACCAGAAGAUGUCCAGUGGGGCUCCUGGGACUGGAACACCUUCAUCUAAACCAGAACCCAACUCUCAAUAUCCCCCAGAGGGCAUAGAGUUUCUUUCUAGCAAAGAUGGCCAAUUUGGAUUUUACUAG
Prunus armeniaca (apricot) is the source of this 687-nucleotide messenger RNA. The record is from the annotation of a GenBank genome assembly. NCBI's taxonomy places the organism in Eukaryota, Viridiplantae, Streptophyta, Magnoliopsida, Rosales, Rosaceae.